CUGAAUGGUAACAUAUUAAAUGAAAUGCAAGCACCUGUUUUCCCUCUUGUUUCAGGUGGACCAGUCUGUUUUAGAGGCUUUACCUGUAGACAUAAGGAAACAGGUGGAGCAGUCCUGGAGACACAGAGAGGAGCAGCCCAGCACCUCAUCUCAUCUCUCAACCCCACCUCGAACCUCCUCAUCUCCACCUCCAGGUCCAUCGCUUGGCACCCUUGUACUGCAGCUCCCAGACCAGCCAGGUCAACCAUGCACAACGGGCAUUAUACUAGAGCUCCCUGAUUUCUCCCAGGUUGACCCAGAAGUGUUUGCAGCUCUUCCCAGAGAGCUUCAGGAAGAGCUGUGCUCUGCUUAUAGAAACAAGGGAAAUGCUCAAGCCCAUGCUCAAGCUCAAGGCAGUGCUGGUGAGUAAA
Messenger RNA from Sinocyclocheilus rhinocerous, 410 nucleotides. Its product is annotated as DNA repair protein REV1-like. The record is from RefSeq and is a predicted model, not a curated record. Gene Ontology annotation, biological process: error-prone translesion synthesis; error-free translesion synthesis. The coding region runs from base 20 to 409 and encodes 129 amino acids. Gene Ontology annotation, molecular function: deoxycytidyl transferase activity; DNA-directed DNA polymerase activity. The transcript has 2 exons. Gene Ontology annotation, cellular component: nucleus. NCBI's taxonomy places the organism in Eukaryota, Metazoa, Chordata, Actinopteri, Cypriniformes, Cyprinidae.